AUGCUGAUUAAUAUUAUCGCCCAGCAAGAGCAACACUGCAUCAAUGGGCUGGAAGUCGAACCCGAUCAAAGGGUCAGCUCGCUUUUCCGAGAAAUUUCAAGGCGUUUAAAUAUUGAAAACGUCGAGAGAAUUCGACUUAUUUAUUGUGGUCGGCUUCUUAAGAACGAUCACCUUCUCAGUGAAUACAACAUAAGUGACGGCUCUAGUGUGCACAUGGUGAUUCGCUCCGCCGAAGCCAGUCACGGAAGUGCAGAGCAACCGUCUGGACAAAACAGCAACGUCCAUACCAUUAGGACCCAUACGAUCGGCAGCGGAAUGCAAUCUAUAUUAGGUGCUUUUGUGGACGCGAUAUCGCAGCGGCUAAACUCUGAACCCGGGGAAGCGGACGCCACCAUAGUAACCCACUCCAACGUGAACCCCUUUACCGAAUCCAGCUUUAGUGUGUUUAGACACUCUUUUCCACUUAACACUAACAGCGGUAGUAACAACACGCAGAGAGAGGCCACGGCCCCCUCGCAGCCCCCCGUCCCUGAACCCCAACUUCAAACGUCAGUCCAGAUUACAGACUUAUCUGCAGAGGGCGGGACUAGGAGCUCCCCACAAGCACACACCAACACCAUCACGACGCCAACCGAAGUGCCCGUCGCCGGCGUCUACCUGCACGUUCACUGCAAUCUUGCUGAGGUGGAUCUCUUGCCAGAGCGUCUCGGCAGGGUAAUGCAGCAAAUGAAUCGAGGCUCUGAAUCACACACGCCAAACAUCAACAUUCAAGUUCAUCGUACCCCCAGCGCGCAUCAGUCGGAUCACCCACAGGAGGAGCAGGACCCUAGGCCUGAUGAAGUGCCAUCGUUCUUGAAGAUAUUUUUGUAUUUUUUCGCUGAAAAUAUCUCUUUCACAGAUAUAUUUGGUAUUUUAAACCGAAACUUAAGCUUUUUUAUACGGAAGCGCGAAGGUCUACGACAAAAACUCAAUGAUCAUCUCACUCGGUAUUAUCCCAAUAUUGAUAACCUCAAUCCAUAUGAGGAAAAUAGAUCCCGCCUCAAAAAGAUUUCAGACUUCGAAGGUGAGUUUGUCUUUUCGAAUCUGAUGAAGUUGGAGUCUGUACGAGAGAUGCUGGCAGAAUUUACCUCGACGGGUUCCCAGCGGGAGCUCAUCACUUCGGAGCUUAAAAACGUGUUAAAAUAUUACUUCUACAAGUUACUAACUAUCAUCCAAAGUGUUGAACCAACCGAUGAUGAACAAUGGGCUUCCUCACUGUUUCAUAUCGUAAUCCAUUUAAAGGAUGCGAUCUUCAAACGUGCCCAGCAUCAAUGGUUCCACGAUAAUGUCGAACCAUCUGUGGUGCUACAUAAAAUUUAUGACAUCAUCAUUCAGCAAACAUUCGAUUCUUCUGAAAUUACCGAAAACACCCAACUCAACAUUGUAGAAUUGGAAAUGUUGGUGACACAACUAUUGAAUAUAGUGUCACCUCUUCUUGAGGCGCAACGCAACGCAAACGAGGAUAACAAUGAAAUUUUUACCCAAUGGCGAAAUGUCAUUGAAAACGAAGAAGCGAUUUCAGAUACGGAGCUGGCUGACUUAGUUAUUCAGGCUCUUAAUGAACAAGAGGACACACCCUUGGCUCAAUUCAAACAAACUCUCGAGCAAUGGGAAACAUUGGGAGGUUUGACAGACGAUUCUGUUAAUACUAUAGAAUUAUCCAUAAGACAUCUUCCCAUCCUGGAGGCUCAAUCAAACAUACCAUCAUAUAACGUCAAUGAAGACCCUAGUCCCAAACCUGAGACGCAUUACCCCUUCUGGUCUGAAUACUGGAACGAACACCUAUAA
Molecule: messenger RNA, 1827 nt
Organism: Phytomonas sp. Hart1
Lineage: Eukaryota; Euglenozoa; Kinetoplastea; Trypanosomatida; Trypanosomatidae
Source: the annotation of a GenBank genome assembly